Messenger RNA from Wyeomyia smithii (pitcher-plant mosquito), 1362 nucleotides. It is a transcript of the gene twz, whose product is annotated as BTB/POZ domain-containing protein Tiwaz. The transcript is spliced from 3 exons. The coding region runs from base 1 to 1098 and encodes 365 amino acids. The record is from RefSeq and is a predicted model, not a curated record. Gene Ontology annotation, biological process: protein homooligomerization. NCBI's taxonomy places the organism in Eukaryota, Metazoa, Arthropoda, Insecta, Diptera, Culicidae. Gene Ontology annotation, molecular function: protein binding.
AUGGACCGAGAACGAGAUCGUGAUCGUGACCGGGAUCGACCAGAGCGUGGUGGUGGUGCAGGUGGCGGCGGCGGCGGAGGAGGGGGAGGGGGUGGCGGUGGUGGGGGCGGAGGUGCUGCAGGAGGUGGAGGAGUUGGAGGCACUGCAGUGGACCGAGAUGUUAAGCACUCGCUAGAGCCCCGAGAUCUGUCGGCAACGAGACUGUUUUCCGCAACGCAAAUCAAAAUUAGCACUUCACCCACCACGUCGCCAACCAUAUCGAACUCGUCAUCGCCGACGCCGACGCCGCCGAUACCGGCCGUCUCGCCUGCCGUGACGGGCGUGGGAAGCGGGUACCAUCACUCCAAUCACAAGCAAAUCACGGGCAUUCCGUGCGUGGCGGCCGCCUCCAAGUACACCGCUCCGGUGCAUAUCGACGUCGGCGGUACGAUCUACACCAGUUCGCUUGAGACCUUGACGAAAUACCCGGACUCGCGGCUAGCCAAACUAUUCAACGGUUGCAUCCCGAUCGUGUUGGACUCACUCAAGCAGCACUACUUUAUCGACCGCGAUGGCGGCAUGUUCCGGCAUAUUCUCAAUUUUAUGCGCAACUCUAAACUGUUGGUCGCCGAAGACUUUCCCGAUCUCGAACUCCUGCUGGAGGAAGCCAAAUAUUUCGAUAUUGUUCCUAUGAUCAAACAGAUCGAACAGAUAAAGAAGGAACGAACACGCAGCGGGAACGGAUGGCCCCCGUUCGGAAGCAGCCGGCUGCGAAGCAAAUCGUCAACCCCGCCGGACGCCAACCACGAUGUGGUAGCCCUGCACAUCUCUCCGGACCUUGGGGAACGGAUUCUGAUCUCGGCUGAGCACUCCAUUUUGGACGAGGUUUUCCCGGAGACGAACCAGGCCAUCCUAGAUGCUCGAACCGGAGCGGCUUGGAAUCAGUUCGACGGGAGGCAGGUGAUUCGGUUCCCGCUGAAUGGCUUCUGCAAACUCAACUCCAUCCAAGUGCUGACGCGAUUACUGAACGCCGGAUUUAACGUCGAAGCCAGCACCGGUGGGGGCGUAGAAUCGCAACAGUUCUCUGAGUAUCUAUUAAUUCGUAAAAGUUCAAUGUGAUAAUCUAAGUGUAAUUGACAAUUAAACAAUUAAAACAAAAAAAGUACACUACAUUCGAAACAUGUUUUAGCUGACUUAAAGCGAGCGACGCUUAGUUUUUUUUUUAUUUAUUCUACUCGCAACAGUCGAUAGAGACAGUGAAACAAAAUGAACUAUGUCCAUUUUAAUGCAGCCCUGAUAAGGGCGAACCGAUCAUGGUAAUUUGAUUAGAAUAAACUUAUUGUACUUAAUGACGCAUCUAAUUGAAAAUUAGUGUAAUUAGAA